Messenger RNA from Scomber japonicus (chub mackerel), 1151 nucleotides. RefSeq lists its product as uncharacterized. The coding region runs from base 1 to 1026 and encodes 341 amino acids. The transcript is spliced from 11 exons. NCBI's taxonomy places the organism in Eukaryota, Metazoa, Chordata, Actinopteri, Scombriformes, Scombridae. The record is from RefSeq and is a predicted model, not a curated record.
AUGGCUGCAGACAGGUGGUUUUUCCCUCUAGCCCUGUGGUUCAUCUGCGUGUCUUCAAAUGACGAGGACCUAAAUGAUUAUUGUGAGAUACGUAAAAUCAGCGCAUCACUUGGCUCCUCAGUACUCCUUCCAUGCAACUUUACAACUAAAAAAAAACUCGACGAGGUGUCAUGGGUCCAAUCUUCUGGGGAGGACCUGGUCAAGCUCUCUUCAGAAAGGCGGGUUACGUUCUUGGACCCCAGGAAUGGCCGAGUGAAAGCUUUCCCCAAUCAGGGCUUGAAGGGGAACUACUCCAUCUGCAUUGAUGAUCUUCAAGACUCUGACCUAGGUCUUUAUCUCUGUAAGAAGGGAGAUGUCUGCCUUAAAGUGGACCUUGGUUUAGGUACACUAAGCGAAGAGGCGUUGCAACUUAUUUAUAUCUGUGUCGGUGUGGUGGCAGCUUUCAUCUUGCUGAGUGCUUUCGGCUACUGCUGCAUGAAAUGCACAUCGCUCUGUAAUGACAAAGGGGAGGACUACAUAAACUAUCCUGCUGGUUCAGGUAAUGAAGGGGCCAGUGCUCCACCUAUGGAACCAAGCAGAGGGCCAGUACCAGUAGAUGAGCAGCAGCGAGGAGCGGACAAUCUUGUUUACGAAAAUGAUGACCAUGACCCAGCCUACAUGCAGGAAGACUCUGCCAGGAAUAAUAGUAACCUGCCAGGAUUUGUGCAUUAUCUGGACGGGAUUCAACCUACUCAAAGUGCCAGUUCCAUUUAUCCAAUCUUGAACGAGUUUAACACUGAAAGGACGGACAGCGAGAUAACAAAGCAGAGAUUUCAUAGAGAACUCUUCAGCAGAUUACGGCAAGCAAGUCUUGGUCGACGUAGCCAACAAUAUUAUGUAAACCAAAGUGAACUCAGCAAGCAACAAGCCGCGUCAUCUAAGGUGGAGAAGCAGCACAGAGGUGUCAGGAAGAAGAAAACCAAAGAAAAUUGUGAAUACAAAAACCCAAUUUACAACAGCAGCACAGACCGCGUCAACCAACUAUAGGGAAUGAAAGACACUUUAAGCAUUUUCAGCAUCCUUCCACAACUUUAGAUUCUGAUCAUACAUUUUUACAUUUAUUAGUUUAGACUAAUGUUGCAUUGUAUUUGUCUGCUUUACUGUCAAUUUAA